Messenger RNA from Arachis duranensis, 1002 nucleotides. Its product is annotated as nudix hydrolase 23, chloroplastic. The transcript is spliced from 7 exons. The record is from RefSeq and is a predicted model, not a curated record. Bases 25 to 906 code for a protein of 293 amino acids. Gene Ontology annotation, molecular function: hydrolase activity. Lineage: Eukaryota; Viridiplantae; Streptophyta; Magnoliopsida; Fabales; Fabaceae.
GACUUGAGAGGGUGAUGGUCGCAAAUGAUAACAACAGUAAUAAUGAUGCUGAAACUGAAAGCUAUUGAGAUCCUGCCUUCUUCAUCUGCUUUUGCUGCUACCACUCAACAUUGGAAACACCGUAUUCGUAUUCGUAUUCGUAUUCGUAUAAGUCAAAGCUUCUUCUCCUCCCUUUCAAUCCCGUCAUCAUUUUCUCUUCACCCUUCUUUCAAACACUUCCCCUCCGUAGCCAUGGCUUCUCUCUCAUCUACCUCCAAUGACUCCUCGUCUUCUCCCUCUUCGUCACUUCACUCCGCCGGAGAUGUUCAAAAGAUUAAGUUCUGUCAGUGGUGUGGUGGUACAACAAAGCAUGAUAUACCUGAUGGAGAAGAAAGGUUGAGAGCUAUAUGUACAACUUGUGGGAAGAUUGCCUAUCAGAACCCAAAAAUGGUAGUUGGCUGUCUUAUUGAACAUGAUAACAAGGUCCUGCUUUGCAAGCGGAAGAUUGAACCAUCUUAUGGCCUUUGGACGCUUCCUGCUGGGUAUUUGGAAAUCGGAGAGUCGGCUAUGGAAGGUGCUAUUAGGGAAACAAGGGAAGAAGCCAAUGCAGAUGUGGAAGUGAUUUCUCCUUUUGCUCAAUUGGAUAUUCCUUUAAUUGGCCAAACUUACAUAAUCUUCUUGGCAAAGCUAAGGAAGCCCCACUUUUCGCCAGGUUCAGAAUCAUCAGAAUGCAAGCUUUUCUCGCUUGAUGAAAUACCUUUCAGUUCUUUAUCUUUCUCGUCAAUGGUGGUUACCUUAAAUUUGUAUGUUGAGGACAUGAAGGCAGGAAGAAAUCCCAAAUUCCAUUAUGGUACUAUUAACAAAAGGCCGGGUACUAGUCCUUCCGAUAUUGAUGCGUUUACACUGGAGGAUCAUAUGCAGUCAUGACUCAUCGAUGAUGAGUCCUAACAGACUGGUAAGUCCACUGUCCAGUGUCCACUGCUUUAUGACAUUACACAAAAGAUCAUGCACAAUGUGUACUUC